This is a messenger RNA of Styela clava, 3657 nucleotides long. NCBI's taxonomy places the organism in Eukaryota, Metazoa, Chordata, Ascidiacea, Stolidobranchia, Styelidae. The record is from RefSeq and is a predicted model, not a curated record.
AACAAAUCAGAUUGCUUAUUGUUCUAUUUUCAAAAGUAUCGCAAUGUGGCUGAAGAGAAUUGUUUUCAUAUUUCUGAGCGUUUUAAUAUCGAACAUCGAAGCCCUGGUAACGGAGGGUUCUGGAUCUUCUUGUCAAAUCAGUCCUUGCCAAAAUGGAGGUUACUGCAUCGAAGGUAGUACUUGUGUUUGUGCGGCCGGAUGGACCGGUACUCUGUGCGAAAAGAGAGAAGGUUCUGGAUCUAUUUGUCAUCAAAACAAUCCCUGCCAAAAUGGAGGUGUCUGCAUCGAAGGUGGUACUUGUGUUUGUAGGACUGGAUGGAGCGGUACAAUGUGUGAGAAGAGAGUGGUAAUUUCAGAUGAUAGCGUUGUUAUAAUUGAUGCCAACACUGGAAUGAUGUAUACCUUACUUGUGAAAAAUUUGACGUUUGGCGAUGCAGUUAACGAAUGUAAAAAACGCUUCGGAAGAAUUAUCUCCAACGUUACAGAUACAAAAGUCAAAAGAGCUUUAAGUAUGCUGCAUGAUAAAGCUUCACAAGCGUUGGGACAAUUAUCUGAAGAAGCACUAAACCAAUUUUGGGUUAUUGUCGAUAAAUAUACUGAUAUAUUUCCUCAACUUACUCUUGAACUUUGUACCACUUCUGACGUUAACGGAACAAUUUCAAAAGUUGGCUGCGAACACAACUUUUUCUCUGUUGUAUGUGCAAAACCAAUCUCAGGAGAUUGCUAUCCCGAAAUAUCGAAAGGAAGAUGUAAAUCACCAAAAGAUAUGUGUCAAUACAACAGAACAUCUCUCAACUGCGUCUGCAGGGAUGGCUUCGUGGAAGAUCCAUCUGAAGAAAAAUUAUGUGUAGACGUGGAUGAAUGUUCUUCACCUUAUUCACCUUGCAACCAUCCAAUAACCGUUUGUCAGAACACACAGGGAGCUUACAGAUGUGGAUGCUCAGAUGGAAAGCAAGGAAAUGGUGUGCAUAUGUGUGGCUAUGUUACCACUAUGGAGCAGAGAAAUGUUGACUUCAAUAACAUACCUUACUUAGUGAUUCCUAACGGAGUCAACUCGACUCUGUCGAUGUAUAAUUUUGAAGUGGCCAAAAAAAAAAUACAAGGCAAACUUUUGGCAAUAUUUCAAAUUUCUACAAGCUCCAUAAAAAAAAUAUUUGUGAAAACAAUGUCACCUCCAUGGACAGCUGCCACAGUUGUUUACGACGUCUGGUCUAUGCAUUCUGAUAUCUCACCGACUUCAAUUGAUGAAUUUUAUAAUGAAGCUGGACGACGAGGAAAGCUAUACUGGAUGCAAGGGAGUAAGCCAUUCAAAGCUCCUGCAGUAUGUACACCAUCGACACUCGGUUUGAAGAAUAGAUUUUAUAAAUUUUCGUCUGCGAAUCCUGGAACAAGAGGAGUUUCAGAAGAACUUUGUCCAGACGUAAUUUUUAUCGAAGGACGCAACAUCGCAACUGCGGAAUGCAAAACAAAGACUAACAGCGACGGAAGCAAAACUGCUUUCUACGAUUACAAAACUGUUGUUGUUAUUCCAUGUUACAUAUCUUUGGAAUCUGUGAAUGAAAUGGUUGAAAAUGUGAAUUCCACUUCAACAGCGGAGAUAGCGAUGCGAGAUUUGGAUUCGUUGACGUCAGAUUACACAAAAACUAACAAUGAAAUGGUUGAAAGAGUUACCGAAUCCAUGUCAAAAGUUGCUAAUUUUGUAUGGACAGAAAAAGUCGAUAUAAACCUUGAAACGAUGACAAGUAUGGUGAACGUGGCAGACAAUAUAAACAAAGCGCAAAAAUAUGACCGACAAAUGAACGGAACCGCUCAACUUAAUGCCACCCAACGUCGGGAGAUAAUCAACUCAUUGGAAAGGUGUUCCGUGCACGUCAUAACUAACAGAUCAGAAACCUUCACAAUAUCAACACAAUCAGUAAUAAUGCAGAUCACCAAUGCGUUGCGGCGACAGAAUUCAACAUCCCAGUUAGUUUCUGACAUUUCUUUCAAUCAAGUUUUAUCUGAAGAAUCUGCUUUCACAUCGGUUACUUCGAAUUCGUGUCAACCGAGUGGUCCAGCUGUCGUUCGUUCAUUUAUCCCGACUGAAGCUGUGCAAAAAGCAAAGAAAAUGAAAGCCGAAAGUCUCACUACGACUGGAAAUCUACCUGUUUCAUUCGUGUAUUUCACAGAUUCUGAAUUUUUUACGCCUCGCAAUGAUAAAUAUGAAAUUAAACAAGUUCUGUCUGCUCAAAUAUCAAAUUUGGAGUUGGAAAAUUUGAAAGAUCCUGUUUGGUUUCAACUUCCUAUUACAACAUAUAAUAAUAAAAACGCUAAAGUAAGGCAAUAUUUUAAAUGUUCGUUCUUGAAUGAGAAGACUGGAGAAUGGUUAUCGGAUGGAUGUGAAACAAUUCCUGGAUCAGAUCCCCCAAAUUGCACGUGCAAUCACAUGACAAAUUUUGCAGUUCUAGUGCAAACGCAUGAGAAGAUGCAGGAGUAUUCGCUUGAAAUCGUGGGAAAAGUGUGUUGCCUAAUUUCAAUAUUUGGACUUUUGUUUAUGCUGCUAAUCCAUCUUUACUUUCCAAUAUUAAGAAAAUCUGAGAUUGUGAAGAUUCAUUCCCAUUUGGGUUUUUGUCUUAUGUUGUCAUACAUUAUUUUGCUUUCGUCUACUGAACGUCCAAAAGCCUACGGUCUCUGCAUUGCAUCUGCUGCUCUUCUACACUUCUUUCUAUUGAGUUCAUGGGGGUGGAUGGUGGUAGAAUGCAUCACUAUGUAUAAGAAAUUGGUGUCCGUAUUUUCUAAAGCGAUAUCACACUAUGUAACAAAAGCUGCAGCAACAGUGUACGUUAUAUCGGCGGUAAUUGUAAUAACAACAAUGGUCAUUUCAGUCACGUGGUAUGACACUACCAACUACGGCGGUUGGAUCACACCAGGGUCGGACUUCUUUCCUUCGUCUUAUGUCAGUGAUCGGCUAUGUUGGCUCCACAGUUAUUCCCUCAUAUUCGGAUUUCUCAUACCGGUAGCGGCAGCAUUUGUUGUCAGUUUUUCCGGGGCGAUCGUCAUUUUAUGGUCAAUUACAUGCGGAAGAAAACAGGUUGGGUCACAAACAAAUCCGAUGGACAUUCGCACUUACGUUACGCGAGCUAUCACGGUGUCUGUUCUGCUGGGUUUAUCAUGGGUGUUUGCAAUUCCUUUAACUUUGUCUGAUGAUCCAACUGUGAACACUAUAUUUGGUUGGUUAUUCUCGGUAACAAAUGCGUUGCAGGGCUUCUUCAUGUUCCUGUUAUUUUGUGUACGAAGAAAUGAUGUUAGAAAACUUUGGACACGGGAAUUGAAAAACUUUUAUACGGUUGAAGAUCUUGAUUCCGUAUCAGCCUCAAGAGGAACAGUGCGUGAGGAAACAAUUACAGCUGCUUCGAACGAUAAUACCGUAUGUGUAAAUUCAACUGACGUCACCCAAAGUGCUGAAGACCGCAACAGUCUAGUGGCGAUGGAGGGGUUUCAUAAGAACACGCCUCAAAACUUGACCUACAUAUCCGAUGAGCAUGAUUUCGGCAGACUCGGGAAAAUAUCGUCAUUUCACCCAAUUUCUAACGACAAUAAACAUCAAUAAAGAAUCGACGUUUUUCAGUAAUUGUUGUUAGUUAAAUACGAAAUGUAAUGAUGUAAAUACAAAUUACA